Messenger RNA from Hordeum vulgare subsp. vulgare (domesticated barley), 2926 nucleotides. RefSeq names its product disease resistance protein RGA5-like. The transcript has 3 exons. NCBI's taxonomy places the organism in Eukaryota, Viridiplantae, Streptophyta, Magnoliopsida, Poales, Poaceae. The record is from RefSeq and is a predicted model, not a curated record. Gene Ontology annotation, molecular function: ADP binding. Bases 132 to 2879 code for a protein of 915 amino acids. Gene Ontology annotation, biological process: defense response to other organism.
GGUUUUUCUUUACCUAAAUACAGUGGAGCCUCUCUUUCUUUCCACUACGCGUCUACACCACCACUUCAUUGCCAUUAGUGAGGGAGGCAAUUACGGACACUCAUAAACAGAGAGAAACUGAGUGAUAAACCAUGGAAAGAUUUUUGGUGAGCGCAGCCACGGGAGCGAUGACUUCCCUCUUGGGGAAGUUGGGCACGAUGCUGACCGAUGAGUACAAGCUGCUCAAGGAUGUCCGUGGUGACAUCGAGUUCCUAAAGGAUGAGCUCGAGGCGAUGCAAACAUUCCUGCUAGUGAUGGCCGAUGUGGAGGAACCUAACCCGCAAGCCAAGCUUCGUGCCGACGCUGUGCGGGAGCUGUCCUAUGAUAUUGAGGAAAAAAUCGACAAGUUUAUGUUAUUUUUCAACCAUGAGUCCAGUUCCAAGUCGAAAAGUAUCAAGGAGAUUCUUGGAAAAAUCAAGCCAAAGGUACUAGACAUCAAGACUCGCCAUAAGAUUGCCAAGGAUGUCAGGGACAUCAAGCGCACAGUCGAGGAGACCAGCAAAAGAUAUGCAAGGUACCAGAUCGAUGGGUCCUCCAUGCCCAGAAACAACAGGGUUGACCCACGACUUUGCGCGAUAUAUAAAGAUCCAUCCGAGCUUGUUGGCAUCGACACCCCGAGAGAUGAGCUUGUGAAGUUAAUGAGUGAUGAUGGAGGUGAAUUGGCCACUCAGCUCACGAUUGUGUCUAUUGUUGGAACAGGGGGGCUAGGUAAGACGACCCUUGCUAGACAGGUCUAUAACAAGCUCGGAGCAAACUUCGAUUGCCGAGCAUUUGUGUCGAUCUCACGAAGUCCUAAUAUGACGAAGAUCUUGAGUUCUAUAUUAUAUCAAUUGCGCAACCAAGAUCAAGAUCAUGCUGGACCAGGGGAUCCACAAUUCAUCAUUGACCACAUCAGAGAAUUUCUGAAAGACAAAAGGUAUUUGAUCGUAAUUGAUGAUAUAUGGGAUGUACCGACAUGGAAACUUUUGGAAUGCGCUUUUGUCAAGGGCUGCCAUGGCAAUAGAUUAAUGAGAACAACACGUAACAAUAAUGUAGCAAUAUCAUGCUGCUCUUCUAGCAGGAAUCUUGUGUACAAAAUCAAACCCCUUAGUCAUGCUGACUCGAAAAGGUUACUUUUCAAGAGAAUAUUUGGUGGUGAAGAAAGUUGCCCUUCUAAUUUGAAAGAAGCGUCUACAGAUAUUUUAAGAAAGUGUGGUGGUUUGCCUCUGGCUAUCAAUGUCACAUCGAGCUUGUUGGCAACUAGGAAAACAGAACAAAAGUGGAAUGAAGUUCGAAGCCGUAUUACCUCUGCGGAAGGCAUUGGUUCUCAUAUGAAACACAUUCUAUCUAUGAGCUACUUUUACCUUCCACUCUAUCUAAGAAGUUGCUUACUAUACCUGACAAUGUUUCCUGAAGAUUACGAGGUCCAAAAGGAGUGCUUAGUACACAGAUGGAUUUCUGAGGGUUUUAUUUGUGGCAAAGACGGAGAAGAUCUUGUUGAAUUAGGAGAUACAUAUUUCUAUGAGCUUGUCAACAGAAAUUUGAUAGAACCAGUGGAGGUGGAUUAUAAUGGUAAGGCAUCAUCUUGCCGAGUCCAUGACAUUAUGCUUGAUUUGCUCAUUGACUUGUCUAACGGAGAGAACUUCUCUAGUUUGCUAAGCAAUAAAGCAAAUCUAGCUCGUAGAAUUCGCCGGCUCUCUCUGAUGGGAAAUGAAGAUGAAGGGAUUAUCGAGCAACUGGAUGUAUCACAUGCUCGAUCACUUGGUGUGUUUAGGCCUACCAAACAGUUGCCUUCCCUCAUGAAGUCGGAUGUUUUGCAUGUGCUGGACCUAAGUGGUUGUCGAGGAUUGGAAAAUCAUCACGUCAGAGAUAUUGGAAGACUUGUUCAGUUGAGAUACUUGAACAUCCAUGGUACAAGUAUAAAUGAGCUUCCUAAAAAAAUUGGGGACCUGGAAUAUCUAGAGACGCUUUAUGUAGAUCCCGGAAUGAUUGUGCUACCUGAAUCAGUUAGUCGGCUAAAACGCCUGACUCGUCUGUAUGUUGGAACUGGCACUAAAUUGCCAGAUGUGAUUGGAAACAUGGAGAACUUGCAAGAGCUUCGGUCGAUAAACCCCUUUCUUCAAUCGACGAGCUUUCCAGAAGAGCUUGGCAAACUAAUAAAUUUGAGGAAACUUGGAAUUCAUUGGCGCACAAGUAGGUCUGUUGGUUCAAGUUAUAAGGAAAAGCUAGUAUCCUCCUUGUGUAAACUGGAGAACUUCAAUCUUCGCACCCUUAAUAUUUCAUUUUGGUUGGACGAAGAGGAUGACUUCAUAAGAGAUUUUGGUUUCCCAAGACUCAAUAGCGUUCGAACAAUUCGUCUCUGGGUUGGAAAAUUCUGUUGGAUUGCCAAGUGUAUGCUUUCACAUGCAAACCUACAAGACUUGGGCAUCAUGAGUGGGAAGAUUGAGCAGCAGGAUGUUGAAACGGCUGGGAGCAUAUCCACCCUGGCCGAAUUUGGUGUGUUCCCUGCAUGCGAAGGACCAGUCACCAUCACCAGUCGGGGAUUUCAACAGUUACAAGAGUUUAGAUUUACGUGGUUUAAUGGGUUGAUGUUUGAAGCGGGGGCUAUGCCAAAUCUCAAGGAGCUUGCACUCACUAUUCCCAUGUAUAUGUUAAACUAUUCUGAAAGUUGUUUUGAUUUUGGCAUCCAACACCUCGCCAGCCUCGCUACCAUCCAUGUUCAGAUAGAUUGCCGUGCAGUGAAGGCAGCGGAUGUGGCGGCUUUGGUGUGUGUUUUGAAGAGCAUGGCCGUGGCACACCCCAACCGUCCUGCACUGAAAAUGCGCACCAUAUGCGAAGAGGACAUGUUACCAGAUGAGUGAUAAAAAGGAGUGAAUAUGUACUUAGCCAGAAGAGGUGUGGACACCUU